Messenger RNA from Orbilia oligospora ATCC 24927, 507 nucleotides. RefSeq lists its product as uncharacterized. Bases 1 to 507 code for a protein of 168 amino acids. The transcript is spliced from 2 exons. Lineage: Eukaryota; Fungi; Ascomycota; Orbiliomycetes; Orbiliales; Orbiliaceae. The record is from RefSeq and is a predicted model, not a curated record.
AUGGCUCAUAAGAAUUUAAGUUACGAAUCGAAGGAACCAGCCUUUCUACAGCGACUGAGAGCACAGACAGCUGGGGUGUAUCAAGAACGCCCGUUGAAUAGACCGAAGAAGCAGCGCAACCCUGAGGAAGAAGAAGAAGAUGAACCUGUCUACGUUCUCGAAGACAAUACAACUUUAUCUGGGAAAGAAUUCGACGCCUUGAAAGAGGAAACAGCUGCAAAGGCCAAGUCUUCAGAAGAAGAGGAAGGGCAGGAGGCUGACCCAGACAAAUUAUCCAAAGGAGACCUCGAGGAUAAAUCAAAGCGGACUAAGAAUGAAAAAUCAAAGGAUUCGGUUCUCGAGAUAGGCGUUAAAACACAAAAACGGAAGAUCGCGAAGGUUGUCGGGGCGGAAGCUUCAGACGACGAGGCCAAGAAAGCCGACAGAAAGGACAAGGGGGACGAAGCACCGAAAAAGAAGAAGCCCCGACCAAAGCAAAAGGUCAAGCUAUCGUUUGGCGACGACUGA